Messenger RNA from Vitrella brassicaformis, 1987 nucleotides. NCBI's taxonomy places the organism in Eukaryota, Vitrellaceae. The record is from the annotation of a GenBank genome assembly.
CCAUGUGACGUGUGCCGUGGGUAAUAAACAGUGUCUCAGACUUCAUCCAUGUGGCUUGUGUCGAUGAAUAAAGGCCUACCUAUGUCCGUCAACAAGAUCACUAUCACAUCGUCUCAACACACAAGGCUACAGACACACGUCAGUCCCAAUGUGUCACUAAUGAGUCCACCCAGCCCGCUACCACCUCUAUCUGUGUGUCCUGGCUGGGGUCUCCCCCUUCUUGACGAGCUGCCGGCCGGCCGCUCUCCGGUGGUCGGAGGCGAUGGCACUGAGUGAGCAGCGCAGCUCGGCCACACCGAGGUGCUCCCUGGCUGAGACGGCGUGGACGAACGGCCAGACCAACUCGGGCGGCAGCUGCUGAAGCGCCACCACCACGCGCAUCAUCAGGCUGUGCAGAUCCAUCGGCUGCACGCACCCAAACCAACACACAACACACACACAGAGGCUGAAUAUCCCCUUGUCUGUCUGUGUCUGUUGUCUUGGUGCUGUUGUCACUACACACUUUGAGCAGGUCGACCUUUGUGAGCACCAGCUGAAGGAUGACGGACCGACACAGACACCGCAGCAGAAAGAUGACGUGGGACACAAGAACCUGUCCGUCCUCGAUGUUUCUGUCGUGCUGGCCCUCCCUCCGUCCCUGCCCUACUGACUGACCAUGAGUCGUCUGCCCUUUUCUUGCAGCAUGUCCCACAGCCGCUCGUCGAGCUCCUCGGGCCCCCUGGUCGACUCGAUCAGACACACCACCCGCUCCAGCCUCUUGGCACGAGUGAAGUACUCCUCCAUCAGCACUGCCCAGUCGUUCUUGAUCUCCUGCACUCACACAGAACACAUGACUGACCGGCAUGGGGGCAUCAUUCCAUCCACCCAUGUGUGUCUGUCUUGUGGUGUGCUGUGUGGGGCAUACAGACAUACACACCUUUGGGACUUUGGCGAAGCCGUAGCCGGGGAGGUCGACGAGAGACAGGUGGUCCGACAGAUCAAAGGUGAAGAGGUGGCGCGUGCGGCCCUGCACACACACACACACACACACACACACACAGCGGUGCUGUGACGAUGCGUAUGGACAGGCACUUGACACAUCAUUGGGUUGCAUCCAUCGCAUGCACAGCACACCGGGUUGCCCGAGACGGGCGCGACAGUCGGAUCUCUCAAUUGCUCAGCAUUCUACAGUAAGUCAAUAUACACCACCACCAGCAGUACAUACAGCCAUCCAUCCAUCCAUUCAUGCCCACGCACACCCCACACGCAGCGUCUCAUCUGUCUGGCCUACUUACGUCCUUACCUACCGGUGUGCCUGACGUCCUGGCGAUUUCCUUGCCGUGCAUGAGGGCGUUGAUCAGACUCGACUUGCCCACGUUGGACUUGCCUGCACCGCACCAACCAACGAACCAAGAGAAGGAGAGGAGAGGGAUAUAUGCGUCUGUCUGUGAGGUGGCAAUCUAUUGUCCUUAAAGCUGGCUGACCGACGACAGCGACUUGUGGGAUGCCCGUGUCGGGCAGGUUGUGGAUGGUCUGGGCCACCAACACGGGAUGGGCCGCGAUGGGCUUGCCGAACAACACCUUGCUGUACUCCUUCUGCAGGGCAACACACAUGUUUACACGACAUUACAGACAGGAUGCCCUUAGCUCUCCUCCGAGUGCCUCCUGACUCCUCACGCACCUGCUGGUCUGACAUCCAGGCGGGCUGUGUGGUGUCCUUGGGGUUGAACACGUUCACAUACGGACGGGCCAGGUAGGGCGUCGCUGCCAGCCAGCCAGCCAGGACACACACACACACACAGAGCCAGAGAUGCAUCCCACUGCACCCGUUCGUUCCUAUGCCCUACUUGUGUAUCGGGUGGAGAAAUGCCGGCAUCCAGCAGCACCGGCAGCCGGGCUGAACACACAUUCGGCCCUUGAAGACAUCCCCCGCCUCCUAGUGCCGUGGGCAGAUCCAUCGCACUGCGGUGCGUCUGAGCGCCGUCUGAAUCCGCCGAGUGAGCCUUCG